AGCUGUUCAGUUUUCAAAGACGCAGAAACUAAUUCGUUUCGUAUUUCAUCUUAAUCUUAAUCACAAAAAUUCUUUGUUGAUACGGGUGGAGAUUGUUCAUUGUGAUAACCCUAAAUCAUGUCUUGUCCUUUCAAGAAUUGAGUUGAUUAGGAAGUGAGAAGUGAUUGAAGUCAUUUAGUCCCUCAUGCAUAUAUCAUUAUCCUCUAGAUGUGAUAUUGAAGUAACUGAAGUAUUUUUUUUAAUUUUACCAAAGUAAAGUAUGCUAUUUGAGUCUAGUGACAGUUUUGAGUAGGUAACCGUUCAUAUUUGAUCUCGGGAAAACAACCAAGCUAUUUCUUCAAGACUGCUAUAUUCCACUUUUUCCUAAUUUAACAUGGUGGGUGAUGAUAAUUUCGAGGGCUGGACAUCCUCUUCUAGAAAUGGCGAUGAUGAAACACAAUCUUUAGUGAUGAACCCAGAGACCCAAUCAUCGCCGGCUCAAGAAAACUGCAUUAGCCUGUUGGAAAUCGAGAUGCGUAGAAAGUUGAAAUUUUUCUUCAUGAAUCCAGUUGAGAAAUGGCAAGCGAAACGAAGAUUUCCUUACAAGUUCCUUGUUCAAGUAGUCAAGAUCGUUCUUGUUACCAUUCAGCUGUGUCUUUUCGCGCACAAUAGAUACAACCAUGUUACCUACACAGGCAAUAACCGUAUCACGUUCUCACACUUAUUUUUGAAAGGGUGGGAUCCCACUAGAGAAGUGUCAUCCUAUCCUCCAGCAUUGGGUCCUUUGGCUAUAUACGACAAACAAACUUUCUAUCAAACUUUGGAUUACGCUGUUGUUGGUUAUGCGAAUCUUUACAACGCUAUGGGGCCAUAUUCGUAUGCGAGUGAAGAUAACCAUCUUACACCACCCGUUUUGUGCUUCUUUCACUACAAAGUCGGUGAUAUCUUUCCAUUUAAUGAAAGCUACAUUUUCAACAGUGAUAUAAUAGAGUCCUGUUUGAACGUAAGUAUAACUGAAAAUAUCACUGACUUCUCGAGCCAGAAGUAUAUGCAGAUGCAAAACUACACCAUUGCUUUUCCUGCUCUGAUAAAAGCUGAUUUGAGAUUCUCAUUAAAAACCGUUAAUUACAAAAAUGCCGGACCAAUGACCCCGUCUGAAUGCUAUCAAUUUGAUGUUAAGAUUUUAUUUGAUAAUCAAAAUAUGGAUGGUCAAAUGCUGCUGUCCUUAGAUGUUUUCCCAAUCAGAUUACAGUGCAUUGGAGAUAUAAAAUAUAUUGAUGGCAAUAGACUCGACUACAUACUAAGAACAAUUCUCAACGUGCUGGUUAUUAUAGUUUGUGCGAUAUCUUUCGUGCUCUGCAGUCGCGCUAUUAUUAAAGCUCAACAGCUCAAAAUGGAAACAGUGUAUUUCUUCAGGGAAUGUUACAAGAAGGAGCUGAGCGUAGAGGGUAGAUUCGAAUUCUGGAAUUUAUGGUACAUCAUGAUAAUUAUCAAUGAUAUGCUAAUCAUUAUUGGUUCAACAAUGAAGGAACAGAUAGAACGCGAACAAUUCGUUGGUGACCAAUGGAAUACUUGUAGUAUGUUCUUGGGAACAGGCAACUUGCUUGUGUGGUUUGGUGUUCUCAGGUAUUUGGGAUUCUUUAAGACGUACAAUGUUGUAAUAUUAACCCUGAAAAAAGCCUGCCCUCAGGUAGCAAGAUUCUUACUCUGCGCAAUACUCAUAUAUGCUGGAUUCACGUUCUGUGGUUGGCUCAUUCUGGGUCCAUAUCAUCUCAAGUUCCGCUCACUUGCCAGCACUUCAGAAUGUCUGUUCUCUCUGAUAAAUGGAGAUGAUAUGUACGCAACAUUCUCUAUAAUGUCGUUCAAAUCUCCGCUUCUAUGGUGGUUCAGUAGAAUGUACCUGUAUUCGUUCAUUAGUCUCUACAUCUAUGUGGUUCUCAGCUUAUUCAUAUCGGUAAUCAUGGACGCUUAUGAGACAAUAAAGUUAUAUUAUAAAGAGGGAUUUCCAAAGAAUGACGUACAGAUGUUCAUGGCCUCUUGCGAAGAGGAACCCUCCAGUGGAGUAUUUCGCACAAGCAGCUAUAUCAACUCUAGUGGCUCAUUAAAACGCACAGUCAUCAAAUUUUGCUGUUGGCGAAAUACUUUUUAGUUGGGUAACAAACUUAGGAACGAUUCUUCCCGCUAGGUCGCGCGCUUGUCGGUUCAGCCAUCUUGCAGCCAUCCCAAUCAGCUGUUGGCGUGUAUUUUGAAUGCGAAUUUUUUGUAUUAUC
Molecule: messenger RNA, 2249 nt
Organism: Nilaparvata lugens (brown planthopper)
Lineage: Eukaryota; Metazoa; Arthropoda; Insecta; Hemiptera; Delphacidae
Product: mucolipin-3
Exons: 13
Coding region: 374-2128 (584 amino acids)
Cellular component (GO): plasma membrane; lysosomal membrane
Molecular function (GO): NAADP-sensitive calcium-release channel activity
Source: RefSeq, a predicted model, not a curated record